AUGGGAAAGCACUCGAAGAAACCCAGAGGACCAAGCACGGGAUAUACCCGCGACAUUGGCCAAUUGCUGUCCCACGGCUGUAGGCCCAAGAUGGCGGAUGUCCUUCCGGAACUGGGGCUAGACUCACACUCUGCCUUAGAAGACAACUACCUGAGCAAUGUGCCAACCCCAACGCCCCAGUGGAAAAGCCAAGCCUUACCUCCUCGGCAAAGGGAACACCCACUGGCUACCAAGGUAGAUCUCUCCGCCAUGGUGAAUGACCUUAAGGCCUUCUUAACGGCGGAACUAUAA
Pelobates cultripes (western spadefoot toad) is the source of this 291-nucleotide messenger RNA. The record is from the annotation of a GenBank genome assembly. Lineage: Eukaryota; Metazoa; Chordata; Amphibia; Anura; Pelobatidae.